GAGAGGACUAACAGAGAGGACUUCCUGAGGACAUCAGAUGCCUGAGAAGGGCACAGCUUGGAAAUCAUACUUUCAGCUCUUUUAAACAUUUGGUGACUACUGUGAAGUGAAGUGAAAUAUUAAUGAAGGACACUGUGACUAUCUAAACAAUUUGUAUGGGUUAUUUAAAUUACUGCAUCUGUUGAUAGAAAGUGAUCUACAAAUCAUGAAGUACAAAGUGAAAGUGUUCUUUCUCAUAGGCUGGUUGUUGGCCCAGAUCCAUGGGCACGAAACCUCUGCAAGAGAGCCAGUCAGAUAUACAAAAAGUUUAAGUGAAAACAAGUCUCUUGCCCAACAUAACUCUACAAUGUCAGAACAUCCACAAAACCUCAACACACCUACACCAGUGCUAAGUGACAUCCAGAUAGUCCCUGGUGUUGAAAGAAUGCCUCACGAUGAAUAUUCCAACCAUCAUGACACUCAUUUACCAACUCCUAGAAGUAUAGAUGAUACAGUAAACAUCAUGGAUUUUCUACCUUCUCGAAGGAUAAACAACAGAGGCCCAAUAGAGGAUGAACCCAUAAACACUAAUGCCGCAAUUGCUGACCAAUUUGAGUCUUCUAGAGCCUUUGACCAGCCCAAUGACCCUGAGCACACAUUCAACUCCCAUGAAAUGAAUGUAAAUUCAUCUGAGUCUUCAAGAGAUUUUGACCAACCUAGACAUUCAGAAGACUCCCCUAAAUCACAUGACGGAAAUGAACCUUCAAGGACCUAUGACUAUGCCAGUCAUUCAGAUUAUACACCACCAACACAUGACAUGCAUGUAGAGUUAUCUGAGUCUACCAAACCCUCUGACCAAACUAAUGACUCAGGAAAUACACCCAGUCCACAUAAGAUACAUGAUGAAAGUUCCUUACAACCCUCUGACCAAACCAGUUACUCCGGUUAUACAUCUUAUCCACAUGAUGAGCAUGUAGCCUUAUCAGAGUCUUUAAGACCUGACCAAUUCAACCACUCGAGUCACACAACCAACUCACCUGAGAUACACAAUGCAAGUUCCUUUAUCUCAGAAGAAAAUCCUUUCACUACAGAGAGGAUAGAGAUCUCCAAAGUAUAUGAAGAAGAAUCUAAUGCAAAUGAAAAGCUUGGUGAAAACCCUAUCAUACCUUCAGUAACAUCUAAUGGUUCCAACCUACAAAACAAUGCAGGGGUCAAUGAAUCAUACCAAGAAGAUCCAGAAGACAGAAGGCCUUUUGAGAGGGAUACUCCAGACUACAAAGAAUCUAUCUUUACUGAUCCUGAAGAUAUCCAUGAAAACCAUGAGAUACCAGAAAGUGCAACAUCUAGAUCCUCAGGAAAAAGAAAUCUCUGUUUAGUCUGCUUUUGUGACACAGAAAACAAAAAAGUUUACUGCAAGCACGAGCACAUUUAUGGUGGAGGAUCACACCAUCUGACUCUCAAGAAAGAGCUUAUCCCUGAAAAUGCUACUUUCCUACACCUUGAAGGAUUUGACACGGUAACAAUACCUCAAGACACAUUUGCGAGCCAACACCUCGAACUCCAUAAAAUAGUAUUUGAGGACAUCAUGAAGAUCAACCUCAGCAAAGGGUCACUUGCCUUCAGUCCAAAAGCAAGGGAAAACCAUGAGGUAGCUAUCGUUUUUAAAAAGUGCAAAAUUGAGGAGCUACCUACAGAAGUCUUUACGCAACAUGCUAGAAGUGAGACUCAAGCCAGUGACAAACAACUUGAAGAAACAAGAUUCCUUUCUCUUCAUAUUGAAAACUGUGACAUUUCCACAAUCCGCUACCAUGCACUGUAUAGAGCAAGAAUAUUUCACUUCAACAUGAUCCAUACUAAGGUUACCACGAUGGAGGAGGAAAGUAUCCACCUAGACAUUUACGAAAACUGGCUGGUUGAGUACAGUGAGCUGCCGCUCCUACCGACACGCUCUAUCUGUGUGCGUGCUCAGGGUCCUGUGGUUUUCUCCAAAAACAUUUUGUGGGGGUUGAAAAGCAAGGCAAUAGAGAUUGACUCUUCAAAUCAGGUGUUAUUUAAAUACAACGAAGUGAAACACCUGGGCCCUGAGGCAUUACUCGCCAUACAGCCAAAUGCAGCAGCUGUCAGUGCCAACAUCGUCUUUCUCAACAACACGGUUGUGAAGGCAGAUAAUCAAUCACUUUUGAUCAGCAACCGGUACCCAGUCCAUGAGCGCAGAGUGCUGGAAAACAGGUUCAAUUUUGUGUGUGACUGUGAGAUUGGCUUGCAGUUUCAAGGUCUUAUGGGAAUAACAGAGAAUAGUAACCAUUUUGAAAAUGCAACUUAUAAGGCUGUUCUUGAGGAAUCUCUGUGCAGGAAAUAUGAAGAUCUAAUUCUGUACAUUAACAUUGACAAAUACUUGAAAGACAACUGCUUUCCAGUGCCCCUGCCAAUUGUCAUCUCUUCCACGAUUGUUGCUGUAGCUGUUAUUGUCACCAUUGUAGUGUGUAUUGUUUGCUCAAAACGUGCAGCCCGAGCAAAAGAGGAGGCCUACCUGGGAGAAAGUUGUUUCUCCAAUAGCUUCUCCACUCUGCACUCAAACCACCACCCUCAGGCAACCUCCUAUGGCAGUGACUGCCACUCUUGGGAGCGCUGCAAUAACCUCCAGCCAUGGGUGAUGGCAGUACCAGAGGUUAAGACUUAUCAGGAGACAGAGGUACACGUGCUCUAUGAACACACAGAGCCUAUGAAUGUCAGUAUACGUGGGUCAUGUCAUGACCCUAAAGUAGACCUGCAACGUCAGGUUCAAGUGCGUGCUUCAUGUCCUUUUAAUUAGAAAAGUUACUAAACAUACAAGUGAAAUCAUUUGGCUGGUGUAACCAUGAGUUAACAUGAACUGUGUAUAAACAAAAAAAAGAAAGAAAGAAAAAAAAAUCAUAUUUGUGCAAGUGACACACAUUCACUCCGUUCUUUUCUCUAUUUUGAGAAAACAUAUAAAAGAGUGUAAAACAUGACAGAAAAAUUACAGACUGUGAAUAAAACUAAAUAUCAAU
Messenger RNA from Penaeus monodon (black tiger shrimp), 3008 nucleotides. RefSeq lists its product as uncharacterized. The transcript has 7 exons. The record is from RefSeq and is a predicted model, not a curated record. NCBI's taxonomy places the organism in Eukaryota, Metazoa, Arthropoda, Malacostraca, Decapoda, Penaeidae. The coding region runs from base 206 to 2791 and encodes 861 amino acids.